This is a messenger RNA of Parnassius apollo (apollo), 1824 nucleotides long. Lineage: Eukaryota; Metazoa; Arthropoda; Insecta; Lepidoptera; Papilionidae. The record is from the annotation of a GenBank genome assembly.
AUGGAGAGUGAUGGCGACAGCGCUACUGAUCGAGAAGAUAGCUUAACACGAGUACCGGCUAAGAGAAAGCGUUAUAAGCAGAAGUUUCGGGAAGAAUGGUUGCUGAAUAAAGAAUAUAGUGACUGGCUAAGAAAGGAUAAUAGGGACUUAUCGAAGGCGGUCUGCAAUGUUUGCAAUACAUCUUUCAGUGCCGAAAUAAGUGUAAUAAAACGCCACAAAGAAGGAACUAAACACGUGAAUAAUUUAAAGAGGUGUAGUGCUUCAACGUCCAAAAAACAACAGUCUAUAGUAAGCGUUUUUAAAUCCAUGCCAACUAAUGAAAAGCAAUUGGUAAAGACUUCAGAAAUAAAAUUAGCUGCUUUUGUUGCUGAGCAUAAGGUAUCUCAUAAUGUCAUGAAUCACUUAGCAGAUUUGUUACCAAAGUUGUUCCCAGAUUCUCAGAUAGCCAAAGAUAUUAGAUUAAAAAGAACUAAAGUUCAAGCUGUGAUAAAUAACUGUAUUGGGGAAACUGAAAAAGAAAACUUGAUCAGUGACUUGAAAUCACAAAUGUUUUCAAUUUUGAUAGACGAAAGCACAGAUAUUGCUGUAGUAAAAACAGUAGCUGUAGUGGUCAGGUAUUUUGAUCCAAUGAUUGGUAAAGUUAUCACUCGGUUUUGGAAUUUGAUUCAAUUAUUUGAUGAGAAAACCACCGAUCAUGUUGCAAAUGCCGAAAAACUUUUUAAUACUGUUAUAGGUUCAUUUCAAAAGUAUGAGAUUCCUACGGAAAACAUCAUAGGUUUCGGCUCUGAUGGAUGCAACACAAUGAUGGGAUGUAACAAUUCAGUUUCAAGUCGAUUUCGUCAACGUUGUCCAGGCAUAAUUGUGAUCAAAUGCAUUUGCCAUUCUCUGCAUCUUUGCGCUAGUGACGCAUGUAAAGAGCUUCCACUAAAUUGUGAAAAAAUGGCGCGAAAUAUUUAUAAUUAUUUUAAAUCCAGUAGUAAAAGGCAGAGUGAGUUGAAAGAGUUCCAGUAUUUUGCUGAGGCGGAUGUGCACAAAAUUCUAAGACCAGCCCAGACUAGAUGGUUGUCUUUAAAUGCAGUAGUGCAAAGGAUUCUGGAACAAUGGGAUGUAUUACGUCUUUAUUUCAAUAGCAAAUGGCUGGAAGAAUCGGAGUGCCACGAUAUUCAUGCAUGCCUGAAUGAUCCCAUAAUCAAGGCUUAUUACUAUUUUUUGGCUUGGAUGUUGCCAAAAUUUACAACAUUAAAUAGCUGUUUUCAGAGCGAAUCUAUUUUAAUUACGAAACUACAUGGGAAAAUGACAGCUUUUUAUAAAGAACUGUUACUAUUGGUUUUACACAGAAAUUAUGUAAAUUCCGCUCCUAUUGAAACUAUAGAUCCAAUGACAGAAAUAAAUCACAAGGACCUAAAAGACAUAUAUCUAGGUUUAGGUGUCCAGAAAGAACUAGAUUCUGUUGAAAAUGAAGAAAGAAAGUUAACUCUCAGAAAGAUGUGUAAAAAUUUUAUUAUUAGAGCUUGUGUGGGCCUUCGUAAACGAUACUGUUUUAAUGACAAAAUUAUGACAGAAAUAGCAAAAUUUGAUCUAGAGAAAGUAAUUUCUGAUGACAGGGAAGAGUCAGUUUCGUCGUUAUUUCCAUUACUGCCCAGAAUUGCCCCAACUUCAAUCCAACAUCAACAAGAACUAGAUGAUGAGUGGCGGAAGUUGCCGUUAUACUACAAAGAUUUGGAUUUAAGUCAACCCCCUGACGUAUUUUGGCACCAGGUAAGUUUCCAUGUAAACUCGAAGCAACGUGAAUUCAUAUUGGUUUCUAUUGUUAUAGCAGCCUAA